Messenger RNA from Orycteropus afer afer, 1263 nucleotides. RefSeq names its product angiopoietin like 4 (gene ANGPTL4). Gene Ontology annotation, molecular function: enzyme inhibitor activity. Gene Ontology annotation, biological process: triglyceride homeostasis. NCBI's taxonomy places the organism in Eukaryota, Metazoa, Chordata, Mammalia, Tubulidentata, Orycteropodidae. The record is from RefSeq and is a predicted model, not a curated record.
CUCCCGGUGCCCAGGCCUUCCCGGAAGAUGCGCUGCGCGCCUUCAGCCGGCGCAGCCCUGGUGCUGUGCGCUGCCACCGCCGGACUGCUGAGAGCGGAGGGCCGCCCCGCGCCGCCCGAGCCGCCGCGCUUCGCGUCCUGGGACGAGGUGAACGUCCUGGCGCACGGACUGCUGCAGCUCGGCCACGGGCUGCGCGAGCACGUGGACCGCACCCGCGGGCAGCUGGGCGCGCUCGAGCGGCGCCUGGAAGCGUGCGGGGCUGCCUGCGGGCAGGCAGCGGGGAUCACCGCCUCCCCGCACGCUUCCGCGAACCCGGUCCCCGACGACAAGGCUGUGCCGGAGACCUUGCGCAACUUGCAGACGCAGCUCAGAGCUCAGAACAGCAGGAUCGAGCAACUGUUCCAGAAGGUGGCCCAACAGCAGCGGCACCUGGAGAAACAGCACCUGAGGAUCCAGAAUCUACAAAGCCAGGUGGGCCUCCUGGCCACCCCACACUUAGACCAUGAGGUGGCCAAGCCUGCCAGGAGGAAGAGGCUCCCCAAGAUGGCUCAGCCUGUGGACCCUGCACAAAACGCCAGCCACCUGCACAGGCUGCCCCGGGACUGCCAGGAGCUGUUUGAAGAGGGUGAAAGGCAGAGUGGACUGUUUCAAAUCCAGCCACAGGGGUCUCCACCAUUCCUGGUCAACUGCAAGAUGAGCUCAGACGGAGGCUGGACGGUGAUCCAGAGGCGCCAGGAUGGCUCUGUGGACUUUGACCGGCCCUGGGAAGCCUAUAAGGCGGGCUUCGGGGACCCCCAAGGUGAGUUCUGGCUGGGCCUGGAGAAGGUGCACCGCAUCACAGGAGGCCAUGGCGGGCGCCUGGCCGUGCAGCUGCAGGACUGGGAGGGCAACGCCGAGUCUCUGCAAUUCCCCGUCCACCUCGGGGGCGAGGACACAGCCUACAGCCUGCAGCUGACGGCUCCUGUGGCCAGCAAGUUGGGCGCCACCGCCAUUGCUCCCAGUGGCCUCUCCCUGCCCUUCUCUACUUGGGACCAGGACCACGACCUCCGUGGUGACAAGAACUGUGCCAAGACCCUUUCUGGCGGCUGGUGGUUCGGCACCUGCAGCCACUCCAACCUCAAUGGCCAGUACUUUCACUCCAUUCCACGGCAGCGACAGCAGCGUAAGAAGGGCAUCUUCUGGAAGACCUGGCGGGGCCGCUACUACCCACUGCAGGCCACCACCAUACUGAUCCAGCCCACAGUGGUUGCCUCAACCUCUUAG